CGCAACCCCUCCAUCUCCUUCAUCAGCAAGGACAAGGUGGUGAACAUCGGCGACCAGCUGGAGCUGAAGUGCCAGGUGCAGGACGCCGGCAACUACCCGGUGCAGUGGAGCAAGCUGGGCAGCCCCCAGGUGACCCUCUCCACCUCGCAGACCAUCGUCACGCCCAGCACCCGCCACCACAUUCGCUACGACGACCGCGACAGCACCUACACGCUGCUCAUCGACAAGGUCCAGGAGAUUGACGCCGGCACCUACCGCUGCGAGAUCAGCAUCGGCGCCAGCAACUACCACCUCAAGAGUAGUUUUACCGCCGACACCCCCGUCAUCGUUCGCAUUCAACCAGUGAUCUCCGACAACUCCACCCGCUCAGUGAUCACCACCGCCGGCUCCAGGGUCGACCUGCAGUGCUACGGAGCAGGCUAUCCCCAACCGAUAAUCAGCUGGCGUCGGGAGAAGCACCGCCUCCUUCCCAAUAACAUGGCCUUCUUCAAGGGAAAUACCUUGACGAUUGGAAACGUGAGCAAGGACGACCGCGGCACCUAUUACUGUGUGGCGGACAACGGCGUCGGCAGCGGCGCCCGCCGCCAUAUCGGCGUGGAGGUGGAGUUCGCCCCGUACGUGUGGAGCAUCCAACCGAAGGUGGAGCAGGCGAUGCA
This is a messenger RNA of Rhagoletis zephyria (snowberry fruit fly), 656 nucleotides long. RefSeq names its product lachesin-like. Gene Ontology annotation, cellular component: neuron projection. The record is from RefSeq and is a predicted model, not a curated record. NCBI's taxonomy places the organism in Eukaryota, Metazoa, Arthropoda, Insecta, Diptera, Tephritidae.